AUGUUACCUGGAACUCAGACGCGCUCACUGAAGAGUUUCAGAAACUACAAUCUGGCAAGCAGUGAAGACAGAAAGGGGCUCAAUAGUCAGUUACUGUUGGCUUUGAUGAAAACAUUCUCUGGUCCAUUUUUUUUCAUGUUAGACAAGAUGUAUGAUCUGUGCCAUGGAAUUGGUAAACAGUGCUUGGAGAGACGUGACAAAGAAUUUGCAGAGUGUGUUCAGAACUUAGUCACCCAAAAGGCAUUACUUGAUCUGGUUCAAAUAUGCAAUUUACUCAUGAGCUGGAAGUCCAUCAAGUAUAUCUCCCAAAUUAGUGUCAAUGCUGGAAACAUUAUGAUCAGACUGAUCCAAUCCCAGUGUGUAGUGGAACUGACAAUUGUUACAAACACAAAAACACUACCAGCUAACCUUCUAGUUUACAGUACAUAUACUGAUAGGUCACCUGUUACAGAAGAAGAUGAUCCUGUCAAUGCUGAGUGUGAGAUUGAGUUCUGA
Messenger RNA from Phycomyces blakesleeanus NRRL 1555(-), 495 nucleotides. RefSeq lists its product as hypothetical. The coding region runs from base 1 to 495 and encodes 164 amino acids. The record is from RefSeq and is a predicted model, not a curated record. The transcript has 4 exons. NCBI's taxonomy places the organism in Eukaryota, Fungi, Mucoromycota, Mucoromycetes, Mucorales, Phycomycetaceae.